AUGGUGAAGUGCAGUGAAAGGGGCCAUGCACCAAAACAGUGUGAUGAUGUAUGUAAAAUGGUGAAGUGCAAUGAAAGGGGUCAUGCACCAAAACAGUGUGAGGAUGUAUGUAAAAUGAUGAAGUGCAGUGAAAGGGACCAUGCACCAAAACAGUGUGAUGAUGUAUGUAAAGUGAUGAAGUGCAUUGAAAGGGGCCAUGCACCAAAACAGUGUGAUGAUGUAUGUAAAAUGGUGAAGUGCAGUGGAAGGGGCCAUGCGCCAAGACAGUGUGAUGAUGUAUGUAAAAUGGUGAAGUGCAGAGAAAGGGGCCAUGCACCAAGACAGUGUGAUGAUGUAUGUAAAACAGUGAAGUGCAGUGGAAGGGGCCAUGCACCAAGACAGUGUGAUGAUGUAUGUAAAAUGGUGAAGUGCAGUGAAAGGGGCCCUGCACCAAAACAGUGUGAUGAUGUAUGUAAAAUGGUGAAGUGCAGUGAAAGGGGCCAUGCACCAAAGCAGUGUGAUGAUGUAUGUAAAAUGGUAAAGUGCAGUGAAAGGGGCCAUGCACCAAACAGUGUGACGAUGUAUGUAAAAUGGUGA
Messenger RNA from Protopterus annectens (West African lungfish), 576 nucleotides. RefSeq names its product zinc finger protein GIS2-like. The record is from RefSeq and is a predicted model, not a curated record. The coding region runs from base 1 to 576 and encodes 191 amino acids. Lineage: Eukaryota; Metazoa; Chordata; Ceratodontiformes; Protopteridae. The transcript has a single exon.